This is a messenger RNA of Morone saxatilis (striped sea-bass), 1294 nucleotides long. Its product is annotated as coagulation factor IX-like. NCBI's taxonomy places the organism in Eukaryota, Metazoa, Chordata, Actinopteri, Moronidae. The coding region runs from base 188 to 535 and encodes 115 amino acids. The transcript has a single exon. Gene Ontology annotation, biological process: proteolysis. The record is from RefSeq and is a predicted model, not a curated record. Gene Ontology annotation, molecular function: serine-type endopeptidase activity.
GUAGUAUUAGUAUUAACACAUAGGUUCACAUCUUUACAAAUUCUUAUUACAUAUUAAGUGACCACAGUGACCUUUGACCUCUCUCCUUCAGGAUGACCCUCCCACUCCUCUCCCGAACUCUCUGGGUGUAGUUGCUGGUUGGGGAAUCUCCAACCUCAACUCCUCGUCCCCCGGCAGCGACCCCCCCAUGCUGACCUCUGACCUGGGGAUGACCUCUGACCUCCUGCAGUACGUGAAGCUGCCGGUGGUUCCUCAGGACGAGUGUCAGGCGAGCUAUGCCUCGCGCUCCAUCAGCUACAACAUCACCGACAACAUGUUCUGCGCCGGCUUCUUCGAGGGGGGGCGGGACACCUGCCUGGGGGACAGCGGGGGGGCGUUUGUGAUGGAGGACGGGGUCAGCCGGAGGUGGGCGGUGUUUGGGUUGGUGUCGUGGGGCGGGCCAGAGGAGUGUGGGAGUCAGAGGGUGUACGGCGUUUACACCCGAGUGGCUAAAUAUGUGGAGUGGAUACAGAUGCAUGCUGCCCCGUGGUGGUGAUCACUGAGUACAUUCACUGCAGUACAUGUACUUAUAUAUACUAUAUAUAUAUAUAUAUAUAUAUAUAUAAUAUACUGUAAAAUAUCAACAGACCAACAGAGCCAGUUACUGUUAGUAUCACAAUAUUAAAGUAACUGGAUUACUUUCUGUAACACCCAAUAAACACAAGAGAAAUAAAUAUGAUCAGGAUGACUUUUAGAAACAUUCAUAUAGAAACGGAACAAUGUGACAGGAUCCAAAGAUAAAAGAGACACAGAGUCACUUCUUAAGUUAGCUAAUGUUAGCAAAGCACAAGCUAAUUAGUUAGCAUUUUGCUAACAAUAGCUUACUCAAGCUGUGAGUAUAUCGGUCCCUCCAGAAUAUCGUGGGCUGAUUUUGUGGCAGCCUUUCUAAAACGAUUGCGCUGCAUGCAAAAUUACUGCGAUUGUUUUGUAUAAUUCAUUAAAAAUCGAAGGAAACUGUAGUCUGGUGACUCAGUGGAUCAGCGUUUGUGAAGGAAACUACAAUGUCUCUUUUAUCUUUGAACCAUCUCCAAAAUGUGGUUGUCUUUUCAACAUAGAUUAGCCUAGCAUAGCAUAUUUGAGUACAGGAAAGGAGGAAGUUGUUUAACUGUGAUUGGAGCGCAGAGCUAAAAGGGGCGGGGCUUAGGAAAGGUGCAUGGUAAUACGUCGUUCUUUAUUUUAAAAUUGUAAACCUUCUUAUAAUUCCUAUUUUUACUAAAUGUAUUUGUAAUCUGAUGACUUUAACAGAAUGCAAGUU